This is a messenger RNA of Oncorhynchus gorbuscha (pink salmon), 2015 nucleotides long. RefSeq lists its product as uncharacterized. The record is from RefSeq and is a predicted model, not a curated record. Lineage: Eukaryota; Metazoa; Chordata; Actinopteri; Salmoniformes; Salmonidae. Bases 289 to 1551 code for a protein of 420 amino acids. The transcript is spliced from 2 exons.
AACAUUUUAGCGCUCAGUCACUACUCUUAAGUCGUUCUGGAUAAGAGCGUCUGCUAAAUGACUCGAAUAUAACGACAGGGAUACGUGAGAACUAGCAGCAUUAGUUCUGGUGCUUUGGACAAAUCACGAUUUCUCAGGUGUUGGCAUCUUUUGAAUUUCUGAAGCGGAGGGGACAGUUGGGCCCAUAGACUUGUCCGUAACUUGUAAAGAGAGAGAGGUCGGAGCACUUUGUUCUGGUUCCGAUCCUAGUUCUAUCUCUCCUCUUAACACGUAUGGACCCAGAACUUAAUGGAGCAUCUGACCAAUAACAUGAGACUUUUUAGUCCUGGGUUAACUGGUCAACAGGUCAACUCCUACUUUCACAGGUCAACUCCUACUUUCACAGGUCAACUCCUACUUUCACAGGUCAACUCCUACUUCACAGGUCAACUCCUGCCCCUACUUCACAGGUCAACUCCUGCCCCUACUUCACAGGUCAACUCCUGCCCCUACUUCACAGGUCAACUCCUGCCCCUACUUCACAGGUCAACUCCUGCCCCUACUUCACAGGUCAACUCCUUCCCCUACUUCACAGGUCAACUCCUUCCCCUACUUCACAGGUCAACUCCUGCCCCUACUUCACAGGUCAACUACUCCUACUUCACAGGUCAACUCCUACUUCACAGGUCAACUCCUUCCCCUACUUCACAGGUCAACUCCUUCCCCUACUUCACAGGUCAACUGCCCCUACUUCACAGGUCAACUCCUACUUCACAGGUCAACUCCUACUUCACAGGUCAACUCCUACUUCACAGGUCAACUCCUACUUCACAGGUCAACUUCUACUUCACAGGUCAACUCCUACUUCACAGGUCAACUCCUACUUCACAGGUCAACUCCUUCCCCUACUUCACAGGUCAACUCCUACUUCACAGGUCAACUCCUUUUCCUACUUCACAGGUCAACUCCUGCUUCACAGGUCAACUCCUACUCCUACUUCACAGGUCAACUCCUACUCCUACUUCACAGGUCAACUCCUACUCCUACUUCACAGGUCAACUCCUACUCCUGCUUCACAGGUCAACUCCUACUUCACAGGUCAACUCCUUCCCCUACUUCACAGGUCAACUCCUGCUUCACAGGUCAACUCCUUCCCCCUGUUUCACAGGUCAACUCCUUCCCCUACUUCACAGGUCAACUCCUUCCCCUACUUCACAGGUCAACUCCUUCCCCUGCUUCACAGGUCAACUCCUUCCCCUGCUUCACAGGUCAACUCCUUCCCCUGCUUCACAGGUCAACUCCUUCCCCUACUUCACAGGUCAACUCCUUCCCCUGCUUCACAGGUCAACUCCUUCCCCUGCUUCACAGGUCAACUCCUUCCCCUGCUUCACAGGUCAACUCCUUCCCCUGCUUCACAGGUCAACUCCUUCCCCUGCUUCACAGGUCAACUCCUUCCCCUGCUUCACAGGUCAACUCCAUCCCCUGCUUCACAGGUCAACUCCUUCCCCUGCUUCACAGGUCAACUCCUACUCCUACUUCACAUGUAAACUCCUUCCCCUGCUUCACAGGUAAACUCCUUCCCCUGCUUCACAGGUAAACUCCUUCCCCUGCUUCACAGGUCAACUCCUUCCCCUGCUUCACAGGUCAACUCCUUCCCCUGCUUCACAGGUCAACUCCUUCCCCUGCUUCACAGGUCAACUCCUUCCCCUGCUUCACAGGUCAACUCCUGCUCCUGCUUCACAGGUCAACUCCUUCCCCUGCUUCACAGGUCAACUCCUUCCCCUGCUUCACAGGUCAACUCCUUCCCCUGCUUCACAGGUCAACUCCUUCCCCUGCUUCACAGGUCAACUCCUUCCCCUGCUUCACAGGUCAACUCCUUCCCCUGCUUCACAGGUCAACUCCUGCCCCUGCUUCACAGGUCAACUCCUGCCCCUGCUUCACAGGUCAACUCCUGCCCCUGCUUCACAGGUCAACUCCUGCCCCUGCUUCACAGGUCAACUCCUUCCCCUGCUUCACAGGUCAACUCCUUCCCCUGC